Molecule: messenger RNA, 1179 nt
Organism: Trichomonas vaginalis G3
Lineage: Eukaryota; Parabasalia; Trichomonadida; Trichomonadidae
Product: organellar and viral DNA polymerase type B
Exons: 1
Source: RefSeq, a predicted model, not a curated record
AUGCAUGAAGAUUGGCUUAAAGGUAUUGACAAAUCUUUAAAAAAUCACAGUCAGUCUAUUGCUGACUACAAGAAAAGUAUAGAUUUUUUACAUAGUGCUAUGGACGUACAUGAUGGAAGCAUAAGGAACUUACUUAAUGCUAACAAUAACUUACCAGGAACUAUUAAAGCAUUUAUAAAGUCCUUUGUAAAACCUGGUGCUCUAACAUUUAGGUCUUUGAGAGCAAGAGCAUUGAAGUCAAGAGAUGCAGAAACUCCAACAGAAGGAACUGAAACAACAGAAACUCCAGAAGAACCACCAAAACCAACAGCUAAUGAAAUAUUGUUCGAAUAUUUUCCAAGGUACUCUGUUCUCAUUGCAUACAUUCAAGAAAUACUUAAGAAAGCAGACUUGAUUUUAGGAGAUGAUGAAAGUUCUGUAUAUCUUUCGUUCCAGUUUCAAAUAGCAGAACUUUUGAGACAGAUAUGCUUAAUAUAUGACAACAUCUCUGAUUUCACAAGAUAUGAUGACGACCAUGACCCCGAACACGGUGAAGAAGAAGUUUUACAAACAUCCAUUAAGACAGGAAAGGUUUUAACACAAAGUCUCAUUAUUGACACCAAAGAUGGCGAAGUGGACGUUCUUCAAGAGCUGAAGAAAAAUACUUCUUCGGGAGGUGGUGGUAGGCAUGAACUUGAAAUAAAUGAGAUAGAAGAGAAAUUAGCCGAAAAAGCAGAUAAAGAACAUAAACACAAUAUCUCCGAUAUAAAUGAACUUCAAGCUACAUUAAAUAGUAAAGCAGAUAAAAAUGAACUUGACGCAAUGAACAAAGUUUUGAAAUCUCAUAAACACAAUAUCUCCGAUAUAAAUGAACUUCAAGCUACAUUAAAUAGUAAAGCGGACAAGAACCAUGUUCAUUAUAUAACUUCAGACGAACAGAUUAUAACGGACUACCAUGGAUAUUUAACACGAAGUGAUGAAGCGAAGACAAAAAAUGUUAAUGAAAGAAGAUAUAAAUACAUUCGUGCUAAAGGUUAUGACAUAAGCUGUACUGUACAGUAUGAUGUAGCUAAAGCACCAGAAGCAUUUGGUUAUACCGGUGAAAUUUAUGCCUCUACUUUCAAUGUUAACGGUGUAUUAGUUGAACCAAGAUUUACUUUGAGAGUUAAGUCAAAAAUAACGUUUGAAGAUGCUAUUAAA